This is a messenger RNA of Closterium sp. Naga37s-1, 4569 nucleotides long. NCBI's taxonomy places the organism in Eukaryota, Viridiplantae, Streptophyta, Zygnematophyceae, Desmidiales, Closteriaceae. The record is from the annotation of a GenBank genome assembly.
AUGAUGCAAUCCAGUCCGUUGAGGUACCACCACUCCCAGUCAGAAUCGAGCGUAGAUGAAAGAGAGGAAGGGGAGGACGGUGAGACGGGUACUGAGGGGACAGAGGGGACGGAUGGGGAGGAGUCAGAAGGCAUAGGGGGGAGUGAGGAUGGGAUGAGUGGAGGGGAGGGGUGGCAGCGGCGGCAGCAGCAGCAGCAGCGACGAAGGCAGGGAAGAAUGCGCGCCGAGCAACUGUAUGUAGAAAUCCCCCCUGAAGAGGGAGGGGGAGCGGACGAUUUGCCCCUCCCCACGCCUAGCGACGGCGGAAGCAGCAGCACGCGCAGCGUAGGCGGGGGAGGCGGAUUCCGGGGACUUGGGGGGCUCGGGGGGUUCGGGGGAUCAGGGGGAGCGGGUGCGGAAAGGCCCACAGGGACCCCCCCGUUGCCCAAAUAUGCUUCCCCGCGGCGCAGAAAGAUUACGGUUAAGGGGAUGCCGAGUCCUAGGCGGAAGGAAGGUACUGGCGGAGCGGGAGGCGCGGGGGGAGGGGGGAAGGGCGGAAGCAGCGCGCGCAUGCUGUCCCGGAUGCUGCAUGGGGCGGGGGCAGGGGGGUUGUUCGGGGGGAAAGGCGGAGGUGCGGGGGAGGGAGGCGGAGGCGCAGGGGGAGGCAAAGGCGGGGAUCAAAACAGUCAGAAACUAGUCAUAGAAGGCCCGGAUAGGUUCAAUCUACUGCUGCUAGAGGAAGGGGAGUACUAUUUUAAGGACUACGCGUGUAAUUAUUACCCCAACGGCGGCACGCAGCGGGUGCAGGGGCACCUGAAGCUGUGCAGUGGGUCGAUAUUCUUUGUGCCCAAGAGCACUCUGGAACCUGUGUUCCGCAUUCCCUUUGGCUGCGUGUCGGCUGUUGACAGUAUGUGGAUACGGGUUCCAGAGCACCUGAAGCUGUGCAGCGGGUCGAUAUUCUUUGUGCCCAAGAGCACUCUGGAGCCCGUGUUCCGCAUUCCCUUUGGCUGCGUGUCCGCUGUUGACAGUGAGCUGAACCCAUGGAAAGGUGGUGGGCUGCCACCUCUCGUCCUACCGCAACAACAGGGGCCACUUCGCCUUCGCGUUUGCUUUGUUCUCCUCCCCUCCCCUCUUCACCGCCACCACCUCUUCUUCCUCUCUCUCUCCUUUCACGUCCCUCCCUAUUCCCGCCUCUCCCUCCUCGCGUUCCCUUCCCGGACCGGCCCUCCUCUCCCCUUCUUCCCCCACUCUCCCUCUACACCCUGCAGGGCGGCGCACAUGGGGGGGGAGAGGGGGGAGGAGUUUCUGAUCAUCUGGCGGCGCACAUGGGGGGAGAGAGGGGGGAGGAGUUUGCGCACAGACGCGAAGGUGGGCAACCGCCACGCGCCCUACCGCCACCACCGGGUUACUCCCCUCCCCUCAUGCCUCAUCAACACAACCUCUCUUCUCCCUCUCUCCCCACUCCCGGCGGCGCACAUGGGGGGAGAGAGGGGCGAGGAGUUUCUGAUCAUCUGUGCGAGUGAGCGCACAGACGUGAAGGUGGGCAACCGCCACGCGCCCUACCGCCACCACCGCGGCGACUUCGCCUUUGCCUUUGCUCUGCUGUACACGUCGCUGGCGGCGGUGCUGCCGCGCGUGUCGGCUCUGCUGGACAUCGCCCAGGGGCCCUCGUGGGAGCAGCCGGGCAAGCUCAGUGCGAUCGUGCAAGAGCACGAGCAGGAGGUGAGGUUCAACCCGGGGUGGCUGGAGGAGGGGGAUGACAGGGUGGUGGCGGAGCUGGUGGGGUCGCAGAUGCUGCCCCUCGUGCUGCAGCCGGGUCGCAUCAUCCUCACGCCCUACAGCGUCUACUUCCAGCCGUUCAACGUCGUCUCGUCCGUGCCUGUCGUGCGGCACCCUCUGCGGACCGUCACGGCUGUCAUGCGGAGAUCGACACAUCUCCAAGAGAUCGGAGUGGAGAUCUUCUACUCACAAUGGUCCAGCAUAUACUUCACGUUCAAAUCAACCCAGGACUGCUCCCGGUUCUAUUCGCUGCUGCUGCAGCAGCCCGGGCUAUCAAUAGAGAGCAUGCGCAGCAGGGACAAGUGGGUGAGGGAGUGGGUGAGUGGCGGCAUCUCCAACUUCGACUACCUCAUGUACCUCAACCGCGAGGCCAACCGCUCCUUCAACGACCUCUCGCAAUACCCCGUGUUUCCUUGGGUUAUUGCGGACUAUACCUCCAAGGAGCUGGAUCUUACCUCCCCAGCCACCUUCCGAGACCUACGCAAGCCCGUGGGCGCACUCAAUCCCGACCGCCUGGAGAAGUUUCGGCAGCGCUACGACGAUCUAGCAGAGCUCUACGAGGACUGGGCGGGAAACUUCCCGGAAGGCGAGGUGCCGCCGCACGUGCCGGGCACGCCGUCCCCGGCGUUCCUGUACGGGUGCCACUACUCAACGCCCGGCUACGUGGUGUAUGUGCGCGUGCGCGACGCCCCCCAGCUCAUGCUGCGGCUGCAAAAUGGAAGAUUCGACAUGCCUGAUCGCCUCCUCUCUUCCAUCCCCGAGAUGUGGGAGGGGGCAUACAACAACCCAUCCGACCUCAAGGAGCUUAUUCCAGAGUUCUACUCUCUCUCCACGUCCUUCCUGCUCAACUCACAAGGGCUGGACUUAGGCGUCAAGCAGGACGGGGUGCCGGUGGGGGAUGUGGUGCUGCCGCCCUGGGCCACAGACGCCCAUGACUUUGCUGCCAAGAUGCGCCAAGCGCUGGAAUGCCCCUAUGUGUCAAAGAGGCUGCACCAUUGGAUCAACCUGGUGUUUGGGUGCAAGCAGAGGGGCGAGGCGGCAAUAGAGGCAGACAACGUUUUCCACCCGCUCACCUACGAUGACAUAGGGGCUCAGGUGCUGGCAUCAGUGGAGGACGACACAGUGCAGCAGGCGCUGACGGUGCAGAUGAGGGAGUUCGGCCGCACACCCAAGCAGCUCUUCACCGCACCGCACCCGCGCCAGCUGCGCAAGGAAGUGCGCGUCAUUCACAGAUACGUGCGCACAGCAUCGCGGGCCAUGCGGCUGCCAUCGCUCUUCCGCCAGUCAACAGUGGACUCACACAUUGUGGUGCAGUCGCUCUCCACACUCAACCGCGUCUCCACCCACCGCUCCCACCUCGACACCAAAUUGAAAUCCCGACGCGGCUACAAGACUAUCCUCAUGGGAGCGCUGAACCCGCUGGUGGAGCUGGCACUGCCAGACCGGUCGGUGUAUCGCGCCAUCGCACAGGUGGCAGGGGGCGAGAAGGACAGGGAAGGGCAGGAGUUUGGGCUCGAGUGGCUUGAAAACACAGCCAUGUACAGAGAAGCAGACAUGCUUCAAAUCUCGAGUGCCAAGUAUAUGCUGCCCCUCAUGCCCCUCGCUCUCUCCAAGCGCACCGACCAGCGGGCGGCCGCCAUGCGGGCGGUUGCCGCCCUCUGCAAGCCAGACGCCAACCGGCAGUUUGUCUAUUCUGCCGGCUUUCUAGAGCCCAUUGAGGCAGCGAUCGUGGGCGGAUACGACCGGGGCACCAAGGCGGCAGUGGAUGCCAUUGCGAAGCUCUCAGUGCUGCCGGAGGUGGUGGAGGAGUUCAGUACAGCUGGCGUGCUCUCAUUGGUCGACCUCCUAGUCAUGAGCGACAACUCGCUGCAGGCAGUGGAGACGCAGGCUCUAGCGUGUGAGGCGUUGUGGCGCCUGUGUGGGUUGAAGCGCCACCGCCUUCCUGCCCUGGCCCGGGACGUGCUGCCACGCCUGCUGCCGCUGGUGCGAGCAGGGGAGCACUUCACGGUGGAGCUGAGGGAGAUGGCUCUGAGGGCGCUGGCUGCUGUGUGCGUGGAGACGAGCAGUCAAGAGGAGAUGCUUCAAAGAGGGGGUCUCAAGGAGGUCCUAGAGAUCUGCGCCAUGGAAGCGGGAAACAUCCUGGAAGCUGCCAUCGCCGCGCUCGCCGCCCUCUGCCGCAACCCGGAGCUGCGGCUACAAAUUGCUGUGGAGGGCGGGCUUCGUCUCUUGUGCAACGCAUCGUGUGCCGCCGAGGCGCAGAUACAGGAGGUGGCGGCGAGUGCGCUGCAGAGCCUGCUGGGCGACGGGGUGAUUCUGAACGGAGUGAUAAGAGAGGAGGGGCUGUGGUCUAUUAUCGCCAUGGCCCAAUCGCAGCACCACGAGGUGCAGAGGCUGGCGGCCCGGGCCUUCUGGUACCUCGCGAUUCACUGCGAGAACAAGCGACAGGUGAUGGCAUUGGGAGGUCUCCAAUCCCUACUAGCAUUAGCAGCGCUGGGGGAGCGCAACCGGCACGCCACGCUGCUGGCGGAGGAGGCGCUGCUGCGCCUCUCAGAGGACCGCCACAUCCACGCCCACCUCAUGAGGGAGCAGGCCUUUCUCGCCCGCACCGCUGCCGCUGGCGGCGCUGCUGCUGCUGCGUCUGGUGGUGGUGGUGGUGGUGGGGAUGUUGGUGGUGGGGCAGCAGGGGAAGCAGAAGACAAGGAGGAGAAGGCGGAGCAGGUGGAGCAGGAGGAGCAACAGGAGGAGCAGCAGGAGGAGCAGCAGGAGGAGCAGCAGGAGGAGCAAGAAGGCCAAGCACAGGCUUGUCCCUGA